Messenger RNA from Xenopus laevis (African clawed frog), 4119 nucleotides. RefSeq names its product carcinoembryonic antigen-related cell adhesion molecule 8-like L homeolog (gene ceacam8l.L). The transcript is spliced from 8 exons. NCBI's taxonomy places the organism in Eukaryota, Metazoa, Chordata, Amphibia, Anura, Pipidae. Bases 370 to 1608 code for a protein of 412 amino acids. The record is from RefSeq and is a predicted model, not a curated record.
GUUGAGCUGGGGUGGGGGGCACAUUGGGCGGAAUUAGGGGAGACCGGUAUUCCUGCUAAUCUCUAGUCCGGGCUCAGGGGCACAGAGGAGGGUAUAACAGAACACACAUCGAUAGGAUCGGAGAGGGAUAUUUCCUUCCAGUCGGAAAUUAGACAAGGGGCAGCCCCAGCGGCAGUCACCGGGACACGUGACUAUGAGAGGGGAGGGAGCGAGAGAGAGAGAGAGAGAAAGCGCCGCUAAAGGAGAACAGAUCAGUGGUGAGGGGCAGUGUUGCUAUACUGGGGUGUCACAUUAGAUCUGUGUCGGGCUGAAUUAGAGGCGCACAAGGAUCUUCCUGCAGCCGGACAUUUCUAUUGAUCUGAGGGCAAGAUGUGUGGCUGCUGCUGCCGGCGCCUCCUUUUUCACUGCUGCUGGACACUGGCAGUUUGCCUCAGUGUUUGGAUGGAUUCAGCCCAUGGAAUUGGGGUUCAGCUGAUCCCUCAGAAUCCGGUGGUUAAUCAGUCUGUUACCCUGAGUGUCACUGGAGUCACUGUUACAAUACGACAGUUCUCGUGGUAUAAAGGUUCAAGUGUAGAUACUAAUAACCAAAUAUUCAAUGUUAUUCCACAAACAAACUCAGUGACACAUGGGCGUCAGUAUUUCUCUAGGGCCAGUCAUUUCCCAAACGGCUCAUUGCAGAUCUCAGGCCUUGUUCCUACAGACCAGGGGAAUUACACAGUGUUGAUACAGACUAUAGAGACUUCAGCACAACAUACAGUUCUCCUGACAGUUUAUGAGCCUGUCACUUCCUCGGUGAUCAGCACAAACAAUAAGGAACCCCAGGAGAAUGGGAAAGUCACCCUCACCUGCAGUACAAAUAAUGCAGAAAAGAUCCUUUGGAGUAAAAAUGGUGUCUCUCUCCCUCCCGGACUGAGUCUGUCUGCAGAUAACAAGACUCUCACUUUCUCCAGUGUCUCUCGCUCAGAUACAGGACAAUAUCGAUGUGAAGCUUCAAAUGCCGUCAGUAAGACUAUCAGUGAUCCCUACACACUAACUGUAAACUAUGGUCCAGAAAAUCUGAGAAUUAAAGGAGGAACACAACAAGUGACUUCUGGGAACCCCAUCUCAUUAGAAUGUUCUGCUGAUUCUGUUCCUGCACCAACCUACCUGUGGAAAUUAAAUUGGACUGUUUUAGAAUUCCAGAAUAACAAACUGAACAUCCAACAGGCCACAUCUGAGAAUGCAGGAAAUUAUACCUGUAUAGUGACUAAUUCAGUGACAAAGCUCUCACAGGAAAUCUCUAUAUAUGUGACUGUGAAUGAGAAUGAUCCUAAUAACAAUCCCAUUGGAACAGGGCACAUCGUUGGAAUUGCAAUCGCCAUCAUACUUGUUCUUGCUCUUGUCACUGCAUUAAUCUUCCUGCUGGGCAUAAGAAGACAUCACAGCUCUUCCAAGAAAGAUACGAAAUCUACCGAGAAUGGUCAUACGAGCGCUCAAGGAAUAGAGAUGGAUGAAGCUGCUUUACAGUACAGCUCCAUAGAUUUCAGUGCGCAACGGGGUCUCCAAAGGAAUGAGCAUGUUGUACCUCCACCUGACAAUACCGUGUAUGCUGAAGUGAGACACAAGUGACUUCCUGCUCCCAGGAUUCCACACUUAAGGAUACCUGAAUUUUCUGAUAUGUCUCCACAAGGGUCUGACAACGACUAUUCAUCAUUACAGGGAAUGAACAUAAACAAGACAUAUCUGGGGCGGGUUUGGAGAAGACCCAAGCACAAUAAGUUCCAGAGUACCACUGUGGGAGAAUGGUCAUUUCCAUGUACUUUGGUACCCGCAGGCUGGUAACUGACUCAGGGACAAGGACAGAUGAGUUGCAGCUCAGACUGAUUAAUGGGCUAAUUAAUAAUGAAACAGGACCCCCAGCAGUGCACUUUUUACACCUCAUACACAUUAUCAGACUCGGAUCUGCAUCAUCCAUGUAUUACUCUUGGGAUGGUCUGAUCACCCUGUACACAAUUAAUUAUUGAGUGGCAGAUUGGGUUGCAUUAUACAGCAAUGUUUGCACAUCAGCGAUCACACUCAACCCAUCUCUGUUAAUUACAAGGACGGCAGAUACAUCUACCUGAAAAACAGAUUGUUCUCUUUCCUGUGAAAUUAAAUUGAAUGGCAUCAAAGUCAAAUGACGAUGGACCUGUUUGUUUUUAUGCAGGUGUUAUUUCCAUGUCGGCAGAUUCACACCAAAGAAUUCUGUAGGGAACGAGACCUUAGAUUCUUUUCUAUGGGACCACAGGCUUUUCAUUAGCACAAGAUCAUCUUCAAACCAUUGACAAGUCACCCUGAGCCAUAACGCGUUUUGUACAGAAAAUAUCAUAUCCCAGAAAUGUUCAUUGCGUUCCUUAAUUGCACUGUUGCGAGUCCUGAAGCUGAAAGCCAGUACAUUUCUGCCCCAAACUUAACAGUGACAUUACUUUAUCAUUGGUCCCAUCUGAUGCACCAAUAUAGGAUCAUAAAAUCCAGCAUGUAACCAGUUUACACGUGCUGUACAUUGAAUUACUCUGUAUGCUGCUUCUCUUCAGCCCUCUAAAUUUUAUUUUAAAUUGUACAUAUACAACAUCUGGGUGCAGAAAAAAGUUAUACAGUAUAUUUCCUAUUUUUAAGAGGUUAAAGCUAUUGUCGUGUCUGGAAGCUUCUAGUGAUGUAUUUCAGACUUCUUUUCAAAUGUGAAAGCGUUAGCUAUUGAUUUAUAUACUAUUGACUGCAUAGACUGUGCGGCACUACUGGUAGAAAGGAGGAACUGUUCUCUCGGUCCUUACGGAGGGCAUCGCCCAAUCAGUAGGAGUAGACCUGCAGCGCAUCGGUUUUCUGGGCAAAACUAGGCCUCUUAUUGUUCCCUCCCUUUUUCAUCUUGAUGGUGUGAGCCUUAGUAAGUGGAAUAAUCUAUAUGGUGCUGUUUAGUGCGUGUUCUAGUACAGUGCUGAUGAGUUGAAGGGUGCCAGGAGUAUUUAUUAAGGGGCAGGGGUUCUUCAGAUCAAUACAGGCUUACACUCGCUGUCUCUGGUUCUCACCGGUAUAGUAGACAACAACAACAGGCUUUAAUCAACACAUAUAUGUAAAUAUUGAUCUCACAGACAGAAUUAGCUCUUAAUAUACUCAAAAAGGAAGGUCAGGAGGAAGCCAUAUUGUUCCCAUGUUGGAAUGUGGUGAUUCUGAGCCCUCCCAAAUUGGUUGUAUGUACAGGAGCAUAGGCAGAUGGAGAUGUUUGUCUGUGAAGGGUCUACUGUACAUUAGCCCCCUAAAGUUUAUACCAGAGUCCCUAGUGUUCCAUGUAAGGCAUAGGCCAUCACUACCCUGUAGGCUUCAGUCCAAUCUGCUGAUAGACUAUGGGCCUGUCUGUGGGCAGUAGUAAUGGAUCCUGCAAAGACAGACAACCUAAUACUCCGUGUCCUGCACAUCUGUUAAGGUAGAUAUAUCUUAGAAUUAUGUAGUAUGUGACUAUAGGGCUUACAUUGUAGGUAUUAUUCAGCUAUUUUGUGCAGUAUUUGUUACCCCCCCUGGAGCAGCCCCUCUUCCAUCUUGUAUGUCUUGGGGUGGGUUAGGGAGGGCUGUGACUAUUACUACCAAAUUAUUUAACCAGUUUAGGUGUAAAAUUAGGUUUUGUUUGACUUACUUAACUAUAGCCACCUCUAUCGGGAAUAUAAACUCAUAUGUGUUUGUUUGGGUUGGAUCACCAUCAUUACCCCCCAACCAGACACAAGAUGGGGGCAACUCUCUAAGUAUUGGACUUGGAAAUUAGUAUUGUUAGUAUUAUUUUUUAUAAAAAGCAUAUUCGCUCUUAUUGUUGAUGAACAGGGUUUUUAUUAAUGUGACGUACAUUACGGACCAAAUAUAUGCAUAUUUAUAUUCGUAGCCCAUAGUGAGAGGCUCCAUAUUGCUCUAUGAUCUGAGGUUGUCUCCAGAGACUUCUAUAAAGAGGUGUUUUCCUUGAGGUCUUCAGAGAAUGUUUCAGAUGAGACAAACAGAAGGGCAUAUCCCAUUGGCCAGGGAAAUUCCACAGAAGUUCAAUAACAUGGGGAGUAUUUCAGAUUAAACAUUCCUAAAGUAGGUCAUAAUUGAUCUAAUGGAAUAUCACCCCCCUCCCCCUUC